AGAUGUUAUUGUUGCUUCGCUUCCGCCUUCGGUGUUUCUCGCCUUGUCAUGUGGACGUCAAACUGACGGACUUCGGGGUUCAAAUCUCCUCGGCGACUUGUUCCAGAAAUCUCUACCGGGGAUCCGGAGACUCUUCCUGAGGCCGUUGCGAAAGGCUGAGAGCCGGUGGGAGCGAUGGCGGACGGGGAACGGUCGCCGCUGCUGUCCGAGCAGCACGACGGGACCAACGGCUUCUCUCCCGGGGGCAGCUCGCAUGGAUAUCCGUCUAAACCACAGAGUUUAGCACCGUUCCCCAGCUUGGUGGCACCGAGUGAUCCUCCACCGCCGUACUCGCCGCAGGGCAGCCCGGACAGCAGCAGCGCCCCGGUCAUCAGCUGUCGGGUCUGUCAGAGCGCCAUAUCUGUGGAGGGCAAGACGCACCAGCACGUGGUGAAGUGCAGCAUCUGCAACGAAGCUACGCCGAUAAAGAACGCUCCCGUCGGAAAGAAGUACGUCCGCUGUCCGUGCAACUGUCUGCUGAUCUGCAAAGUCACGUCGCAGAGGAUCGCCUGUCCGAGACCGUACUGUAAACGCAUCAUCAACCUGGGACCAGUUCACAUCGGGAGGGACAGUCCUGAACCGCAGCAUCAGCCCGUCGGCAUCAGGGUCAUCUGCGGACACUGCUCCAAUACAUUCCUGUGGACGGAGUUUUCAGACCGGACCUUGGCUCGAUGUCCACACUGCAGAAAAGUCUCUUCCAUUGGUCAGCGGUAUCCAAGGAGGAGGAGCCUGCUGUGUUUCCUGCUGUUCGUAGUCCUCGCUGUCUCCACUGCAGGACUCCUGGUUGGUACGUGGAAGCCCGCCCAGCAGUCUAAAGGGAUCUACGUGUCGUGGGUGCUGCUGAUCCUGCUCGCUCUGUUCACCAUGGCAAGAACCAUCUACUGGAGGUGUCUGAAAAUCAGCGACCCCAUAUCCAACGUCACGUAGACAGACGAGAGAGAGAGAGAGGGAAGGAAGGAAGGAAGGAGGGAAGGAAGGAAGGUGAGAGGGCUGGUGUAGGAAGAGAGGGAAGCAGUAGGUGAUAGAAACUGUUGUCAUUGUGGCGAGGAGCGAAUGCCAGAGUCGACUGCACAAAGAGGCCUUUUGCUAAAAUCAUGGAGAGGAAGGGAGGGAACAACAGAUGAAGAGGAGGGGUGAAGAGAGAAGAAAGGUGAAUUUAACACAUUACAAAUACUCCACAUUCAUGUCAGGAUAGAUUUACUGCGUAUAUAUGAGCUGCCAGUCGUCAAAAAAGUUGAUUACUAGUGCGACAUAGAGGCUUCUAUUAAUCGUCAGAACGUGGCGUUUGCAAAGAGGUCGGGCAGACAAAUGGAAGAAAAAAACGAUAGAUGGAUGAUAGGAAGACGUGUUUAAAAUAUUCCUUUUUGACCCAGUAGUUUUCUUCUGUGUUGGACUAAUAUGUUUUUUGAAAGCCUGAUGCUGCUAUGUUUUUAUUGAAGCUGCCAGUAGCUGUUCUUCUGCCACACAUAUCCAUUUUGUGAUUUCUGCUCCCCCCGCAUCAGAAGGGUUCAGUGUUUCCUCCAGGAUGAUGAUGUGAACGCCCCCCUCAAACAACAUUAAGACCAAAACAGGACAAGAAAACUAACAAACAACUGGUUUAUUGAUCGAGUCUGACUUAAAGAAGGCAGGUGUCACAUGAAAUGGUAACUGAGCAGUGUUGGAGGGAAGAAACAAGACGAGCUUAUGUUUGUUAUUUUAAAAAUGAAAUUCAGUCCAACCUUUGAUUUAACUCUUCUCUUCUUGUUCGUUUGUCCAACUGAAGAGUUUUGUUUCAAACUAUCACUGAAUCCAACAGGACGGCUUCAAAGAUGAUCCAAACAAGAAAAUAAAUCUAAGUGAUCUUCCAUUUUCUGAAGGGACAAGUUUGACAUUUGGGAUGGAUGUUCUCUUUGCUGCCACCUCAGAUUACUCUUGUGUAGGUUUUCCUCUGGAAGACUGGGGUCCAAUCUCAAUGAGGAGAACGAGAAUGUAUUAAAAACACCAGGUGUAAAUGAAAAGGCAAGAUUGGAUUGUUUAUUAUCUGGAUAAUGAAGCUGGAUACAAAUCAGAUUCCAGGUGUAAAUAGGGUGCAAUAAUUAGUUUUAUUGGUACAGAAAGUGAAGUUUAAUGUAAUUCCUUUACCUGAUACUCCAGCCGUUAGUUUCAGGUCACAUGGAUUCAUGUUAUAUUUGAAAUAAAACUCUUCAGUGAAUCAGUAUUUGAAAUUUGGGCUGAGUCAUUUCCAAACCAGGUGGCAUUACAUUAUUUAACACAGGGAAAAAAACAUCAGAGAAUGGGAACAGAUGGCAGAAAUGAACGGCCAUCGCAACAGGUUUUUUUACUUUCUGCAGAGCAUCAAUGAGCAGGUGAAUCAAACAUCCACUCACUAAAUAUACUUCUCACCAACCACCAAGUACUAAAACUAUCUCAGUAAGUGCACAUAUAUAAAGAACCACGUUUGGUUUUUGUUUAAGGCAUUUUUCUUUAAAAGGCAAGUUUCAAAUAAGUUUACUGAAGAAUUAUUAGUAUUAUUAUUUAAAAGACACUGUAACAAUGUAAAGAGAAUUUUUGAAAAAGAUAAAAAGCAAAAACAUCAACAUAAAGCUGAAUAGACAGGCAUUAACUGAGAGUAAGCGGCAUCAUUUCUUCUUUCUUUAAAUGUUUUUGAAGUCGGUUUUGUAGCACGUCAGAUCAUCUUACACGGGAUUUGGGAAAUUGGAUUUGCUUAUUUUGCUUCAUCAGCUGCUGAUUGAAAAUUAUUCAUGUGAAAGAAACUCAAAAGUUCUGGGUUGGAAAAACGAUAACAUAUUCUGCUAAAUGCUUUUUAACACAAACCCAAAAUUACAGUUUCUUUUUUCUCUGACUCACUGAUAUGAAUCACUUGAAGCACACACGGGGGGAAUGAUUUAUUUAUUUAUCCUUUUUGUUUUUAAUUCUGAUGCAUAUCUCGUGUGAAUCAAACUAAAUUCAGCUGACACACUAGUAAAACCUGUUAGAGUGUCUCUGUCUGUUAAAGUGUAAAUAUAUUCAGUGGAUGUUGAUUAUUUCGAACUGUACAGAAUUGUCGGGGCUAUUGCUUCUCCCUUGUGGCUGAUUAAUGUAAGUACCCACUGACUGUGAAACAUGUUGCACUACAUUGUACUGAUGUACUACUACUGUAUGGUUUUGUCAAUGUUAUUUCGGUGGAUGGAUUGUUUUUUGGUUUUUUUUUGUAUAUUGUGGAACAAAGUAAUACUUUUAACCAGG
Molecule: messenger RNA, 3264 nt
Organism: Lates calcarifer (barramundi perch)
Lineage: Eukaryota; Metazoa; Chordata; Actinopteri; Centropomidae
Product: type I phosphatidylinositol 4,5-bisphosphate 4-phosphatase-A
Exons: 7
Coding region: 175-966 (263 amino acids)
Biological process (GO): phosphatidylinositol dephosphorylation
Cellular component (GO): late endosome membrane; phagocytic vesicle membrane; plasma membrane
Molecular function (GO): phosphatidylinositol-4,5-bisphosphate 4-phosphatase activity
Source: RefSeq, a predicted model, not a curated record